Messenger RNA from Penicillium antarcticum, 378 nucleotides. Its product is annotated as MICOS complex subunit Mic12 family protein. Gene Ontology annotation, cellular component: mitochondrial crista junction; MICOS complex. NCBI's taxonomy places the organism in Eukaryota, Fungi, Ascomycota, Eurotiomycetes, Eurotiales, Aspergillaceae. The coding region runs from base 1 to 378 and encodes 125 amino acids. The record is from RefSeq and is a predicted model, not a curated record. The transcript is spliced from 2 exons. Gene Ontology annotation, biological process: cristae formation.
AUGGGCUUCUUCACCGGCUUUGCCAGCGGCUUUGCCCUCACAACCUCAAUCCUUCUCAUCACCGUCCAAGUUCACCGCUCAAAUCGCAUCCAACAGCGCAAAGCUAUCAGCGCUCAGGUCGAACAAAUCAACUGGCUGACCUCUUCCAUUGGCGCCUAUGACCGCCGUAAUCUACCAGCAGAUGUCCCACGGCGGCGCCGUGAAGAGAUAGAGGCUCAAAACCCCUCAGUACCAACCAUGAAGGAGAUCUUGAAGCAAAAGUGGAACUCGGAACUCGAGGUCUUGACGCGCAAGGCUUACGAAACAAGGUGGGAGGAUAUGAGAGAUGCUGCUAUUGAGGGUUGGAAAGCUGCUGCGCGUGUUGUUAAACGGGAUUAA